Molecule: messenger RNA, 378 nt
Organism: Linum tenue
Lineage: Eukaryota; Viridiplantae; Streptophyta; Magnoliopsida; Malpighiales; Linaceae
Source: the annotation of a GenBank genome assembly
AUGGAUCAAUUUCCCUCAUCUAGCUUUGUUGUGAGAACUGAAAGAAGUUUGCUGGGCAAGGAAAGGUUGCAGUUUAUCAUCCUUGUGGGCCAGACUGGAAGCGGCAAAACUACCCAGAUUCCCCAGUUUGUUCUUGAAGCUGUGAAAACUUCGGAUAAGAGGCACAGGAUGAUGGUUGCUUGCACUCAGCCCUGUCCAGUGGCUGCAAUCUCUGCCGCGCAGCGCGUUGCCGAAGAGAUGAAUGUCGCCGUUGGUGAAGAAGUUGGGUACAGCAUCUGUUUCGAAGACAAUGUCAGUCGCAGCAAGACGGUCUUGAAGUAUCUAACGGACGGCAUGCUCUUGAGAGAAGCCAUGGCCGACCCACUAUUGGACAGGUAA